Schistocerca americana (American grasshopper) is the source of this 2190-nucleotide messenger RNA. RefSeq names its product high affinity cGMP-specific 3',5'-cyclic phosphodiesterase 9A. Gene Ontology annotation, molecular function: 3',5'-cyclic-GMP phosphodiesterase activity. The coding region runs from base 1 to 2190 and encodes 729 amino acids. The transcript has 14 exons. Lineage: Eukaryota; Metazoa; Arthropoda; Insecta; Orthoptera; Acrididae. Gene Ontology annotation, biological process: cGMP catabolic process. The record is from RefSeq and is a predicted model, not a curated record.
AUGAGUGUGAUCAUCCGCGGAGGCCCAAUAAAGCUGUUCCGGUCCGCGGCGGAGGCGGGCCCGCUGGACAUCGUGAAGCUGUACGGCUGCGACGGCCGCCUGCUUAACAUCUCGCCUGCGCUGAAGGACAACGCGCCCGACCGCCCCUACCGCCUCGAGGUCGUCGCCGCGCACUGCAACGGUAUGCUGCUGGACGAGGUGGGGAUCGACAUCCGGGGUCUGGAGGAAAGGGUGGCCCGACUGGAGCGGCAGAUCCGGAUGGACUUUGAGGAGCUGCCGCCAUCCGUGAGGGACCUCAAGGAGCAGGUGGACGCGUUCAGGAUCAAGCUGGAGACGACGGAGCAUCUCAGCUGGAUGGGCUUCUACAAGGAGCUGCCUCCGCCGCUCUCCACCGAGGCCUGCCGCCGGCUGCAGUACCGCAGAAAGAGCGACUCCGUCAGGCGGCGAGUCCGGGAGAAGUUCUACAAGAUCUGCGACGCGUCGGUGUCGGCGGAGGUGCGGGCGCGGCUGCGGCAGCCCACGUUCGACGGCUGCCAGUGGGAGGACGAGGAGGUGCUGCUGCUGCUGCAGCUCAUGUACACAGACCUCGAGCUGCACACCCGCUUCGCCAUCGAGCUGCCCGUGCUGCGCCGCUUCCUCUACGAGGUCUACAACAACUACAACGAGGUGCCCUUCCACAACUUCCGGCACUCCUUCUGCGUCGCGCAGAUGAUGUACGCCAUGAUGUGGGCAGUGGACCUCCCUGCCAAGUUGGGCGACCUGGAGACUCUGGUGCUGCUGACGUCAUGCAUCUGUCACGACCUUGACCACCCAGGCUACAACAACAUCUACCAGAUCAACGCCAAGACGGAGCUGGCGCUGCGCUACAACGACAUCUCGCCGCUGGAGAACCACCACUGCUCGGUGGCGUUCCGGAUCCUGGAGCGCCCCGACUGCAACAUCCUCAGGUCGCUGGACGCGGAGGCCUACCGGAGGGCCCGCGAGGGCAUCAUCCGCUGCAUCCUGGCCACCGACAUGGCGCGCCACAAUGAGAUCCUCGACCAGUUCCGCGAGAUCACGCCGCGCUUCGACUUCAAGGACCGGGCUCACGUCAACCUGCUGUGCAUGGUGCUGAUCAAGGUGGCGGACAUAUCCAACGAGGCACGGCCCAUGGAGGUCGCCGAGCCGUGGCUGGAUCGACUGCUCCAGGAGUUCUUCAAGCAGAGUGAUGCAGAGAAGCUGGAGGGCCUGCCAGUGACGCCCUUCAUGGACCGAGACAAGAUCACCAAGCCAUCCUCGCAGUGCAGCUUCAUCGGCUUCGUGUUGCUGCCGCUGUUCGAGGCCCUGGGCGAUCUCUUCCCUGCCCUCAACCCGCUGCUGGUGCAGCCGGUACGCGACGCGCUCGACCACUACCGGCGGCUGAACGAGGCGGCCAAGGACGAGCAGCGCGCGCACCGCAAGAGCGUCAGCGUCGCCGUGGACGCCGGGGGCGGCGCGCAGCACCCGGCCGACGCCGCCCCCGAGGCGCCGGCUGGCGGCCUCCCCAAGUCCACCUCCGGCCAGUCGGUGCGCUCCAGGAGGGCGUUCGGCUCCAUGUCGCGGUCGCGGUCGACAGAUGAAGAGGCUCCACCAGCAGCAGAGGCGGCCGUGGACGGCUCAGCGCCAGCAGGGCCGGACAGCCAGGCCCCAGCCGACGCCAUGCCGGACGUCGCGGAGGAGGAGCCCGCAGUCGAGAACGACGUCGCGCGCUCCGACGAGGAGGAGGAGGUGGAGGACGACGAGGACGAAGAGGAGGAGGCUAUCACAGAGGUGGAGGUCAGCGAGAAGACACUGAAAUUCAAAAUCGCAACUUCUGAGGGCCCAGUGACGUCAACAACCGGCAGGAAGAGCAUCCCCGGCAGUCGCAAAGGCAGCCGCGAGGGCGAGUUUGGCAGUGUGGGGUACUAUGGGGGCCGCAAGCGCAGCGUGGUGUCGCCUGCCUCCAGUGGGGGCGGAGAGCUCUGCAAUGGGGGCGGCGCUCCAGGGAGUCACAGUGGCCGGUCCUCGCUAGACAGCCGCCGCCAGGGCCCGCUGCCACCGGACGAGGCCGAGGAGAACCCUCCGGCACCCGCAACCCAGACAGUCACCGACUACUCGGCUGCUGCUAGCACUCAAGGCACACCCUCUGACAGGGCGCAAGGGCACGCCAAGCCCUCCAUACUGGCCAGGUGA